CUCUCUCUCUGUUCUGGAAUCUCCACACACAAACACACACACAGUCUCUCUUUCCUUCUGUGCUGGAGUCUCUCCACACGCACAGAUAAUACUGGAGUCUCCCCAUACAUACAUACGCACACACACUCUGUUUCUUUACUGGAGUGAAAAGCAGGAGAGCAUAACGCCUCCAGGACUGUCAGCUGAGGUUAGUGUUUGGGUCGAGUGAGUGUUGGACUGGACUCGGGUGACUGGUUGUUAGAGUUGGAGGUCGGUCGUGCUGAGUGAGGGGCCGUGUAAAAGAGGAUUGUAAAGCCAGCCCACCGUGGUCGGUGUGGGCAGCCAUGGGUCUGCUGGCCUAUCUGAAGAGCCAGUUUGUGCUGCAGCUGCUCAUUGGCUUUGUGUUCGUGGUCAGCGGACUCAUCAUCAACUUCAUCCAGCUCUGCACCUGUGUACUCUGGCCCAUCAACAAGCAGCUCUACCGACGGAUCAACUGCAGGCUCGCCUACUCGCUAUGGAGCCAGCUGGUAAUGCUGCUGGAAUGGUGGUCCGGUACCGAGUGCAUGCUCUACACCGACCAGAAAACCGUGGACAUGUUUGGCAAAGAACACGUCAUCAUCAUCCUCAAUCACAAUUUUGAGAUCGACUUCCUCUGUGGCUGGACCAUGUGUGAACGCUACGGCGUGCUGGGGAGCUCCAAGGUGCUGGCCAAACACGAGCUGCUGAAGGUACCUUUAAUUGGGUGGACCUGGUACUUCCUGGAGAUAGUCUUUUGUAAGAGGAAGUGGGAGGAGGAUCGGGACACAGUCUUUAAAGGCCUGGAUAGUCUCAAGGAUUACCCAGAAUUCAUGUGGUUCCUCCUGUACUGUGAAGGUACACGUUUCACUGAGAAAAAGCACCAGCUCAGCAUGCAGGUGGCCGAGAGCAAAGGCCUCCCCAAACUCAAGUACCACCUGCUGCCCCGCACCAAGGGCUUCACCACCACACUGGCGUGUCUGAAAGGGACAGUGUCAGCCGUUUAUGACGUGACACUGAACUUCAAAGACAAGAAGGUCCCCACUCUACUGGGCAUCAUCAACGGCACCAAAUACAUGGCAGACAUGAAUAUCAGGCGGUAUCCAGUAGAUGAAAUCCCUGAUGAUGAGAAGGAGUGUGCCGUAUGGCUGCAUAAGCUCUACCAGGAAAAGGAUGCAUUGCAGGAGCACUAUGCAAAGGAAGGCUCGUUUCCGGGUCCCACCAUCCGGCCGCCUCGUCGCCUCUGGUCGCUGCUCAACUUCCUGUUCUGGGCGUUUGUGCUGCUGUCGCCGCUCAUCCACCUGGCCUGGGGCGUCUUCAUCAGCGGCUCACCCCUCCACAUCCUCGGAUUUAUGCUCUUUCUCAUCAUCGCCUCUGUCGCUGUGCGGCGGCUUAUCGGGGUGACGGAAGUGAAGAAAACGGGCUCUAGCUACGGCGAUCCGGGGGCCAAGAAGCAGAAUUAAACUUUUUCUUUCUUUCUCUCUUCCUCUCUGUCUCUCGCUCUCUCUCUCUCCUCUCCCUGAGUGCAGUGCAGCUUGUGUGCUCUUGUGCUCAGAGCUUAUUUUCUACCACAACCCACAAACAAACAAACAGACAAACCAACUGGGAAUAUUGUAGUUUCAGGGGUUGAGAUUUAUCUUGUAAACACUAAGAGCAGGUGAUGGAACCCCGGCUGUGAUGAGAUGCAUAAACAACUCACUGAGAGGACUGCAUGGACACACACACACACACACAACAGUAUACAUAUGCACACAUCCCACCCCGACACCCCCCCCCCCCCCAUGUGCACACAACCACACACACACCACCUCACACAACUAUGCACACUUAACAUACAUCUGUGUUCACCUUCACGUAGACAAACACACCCAGACACACUUACAUUGUCUUCUCUCUCACACUCAAACCCCCUCCCUCUCACAUGUUCACCUGCACAGAACCCCCCCUCACACACACACUCCUGUGUUCACACUCCUACACAUACUUUAUGACUGCACACACACACAUAUAGCAGAGAUGACUCACCCCUCUCUCUCACACAAACACACACACAGCAGAGAUGACCUCUCUCUUUCAGACACACACACACACACACACACACACACACACACAGACAUAGCAGAGAUGAGCUGAGAUAGCUCUCGCUCUUCACACACACAAACAUAAGGAAUUGGUUAAUAUACCCCCCCCCCCCCCCCAACACACACACACACUCUCAACACUCAAACACACAGAGCAGCCCAGAGCAGCCCACUCUCUCUCCCUCACACACACACACACACACUGAUUAGAUGCUGUUGCUCUGGUUCCGUCCUGGUUCUCAUAAUGGCUUGACCGUUGUCACUGUAGCAACUACCAGGAUAAGAUUAUUGUUGCUGUAGCAUCCUUCUCAACGUGCAUGCACACACGCGCACACACACACACACACACACACACACACACACACACACACACACACACACACAUAUACACACAUACACACA
Messenger RNA from Sardina pilchardus (European sardine), 2477 nucleotides. It is a transcript of the gene agpat3, whose product is annotated as 1-acylglycerol-3-phosphate O-acyltransferase 3. Gene Ontology annotation, molecular function: 1-acylglycerol-3-phosphate O-acyltransferase activity. The coding region runs from base 324 to 1457 and encodes 377 amino acids. The transcript is spliced from 10 exons. Gene Ontology annotation, cellular component: endoplasmic reticulum; endomembrane system. Lineage: Eukaryota; Metazoa; Chordata; Actinopteri; Clupeiformes; Clupeidae. The record is from RefSeq and is a predicted model, not a curated record.